CAUCCCAAUUUCAAUCCAGCUAGUUGCAGUAGUUGAUAAGGAAAAAAGAAAGAAGAAGAAGAAAAAAAAAGGAUAAUCCUUCACUUUGAGAGACUAAAUUAUUUCAAAAUGGAGAUGAAGUUGCCAGUAGGGUUAAACAAGGCCAAGCCAUACUUGACAAUGACGUCCCUCCAGUUUGGGUUUGCAGGGAUGUAUGUUAUCACCAUGGUUUCUUUGCAACAUGGGAUGAACCAUUAUGUUCUUGCUGUUUAUCGUCAUUUAGUUGCCACCAUUGUUAUUGCACCCUUUGCUUUAGUUCUCGAAAGGAAAAUAAGGCCUAAGCUUACUGUCCCCAUUUUCCUGAGAAUCUUGGUCCUUGGUUUCCUAGAGCCAGUGAUAGACCAAAAUCUGUACUAUCUGGGGAUGAAAUACACCACGGCAACGCUUGCUUCUGCCACUGUUAAUGUCAUUCCUGCAAUUACAUUCGUAUUGGCAUUGAUUUUCAGGUUGGAGAAAGUAAACUUGAAGAAGGUCCAUAGUAUAGCCAAGAUAAUUGGAACAACAAUCAUGGUCCCUGGUGCAGUUAUCAUGACACUGUACAAAGGUCCUUCAAUCAGUUUCACAAAGUUUGGAGGAGGAGCUCAUCAAACUGCAACCAAUGUAGCUGAGGCUAAGCAUUGGGUUGUUGGGACAUUAAUGCUCCUGGGCAGAUGCUGGGGCUGGUCAGGCUUUUACAUAUUGCAGUCAUUCACAUUAAAGAUGUACCCAGCAGAGCUAUCUCUUACAGCUUUGAUAUGCUUUAUUGGGACCAUAGGAGGUGCAGCAGUCUCAUUUGCAAUGGAAAGAGACUUGAAUGCCUGGAAAAUUGGCUGGGAUUCAAGCCUGUUAGCUGCCGUAUACUCCGGAGUGGUAUGUUCAGGAAUAGCAUAUUAUGCACAAGGGGUUGUGAUAAGAGAACAAGGUCCAGUUUUUGUUACAGCUUUUAGUCCCCUUUGUAUGAUCAUCACUGCAGUUUUAGGAUCAAUGAUAUUAGCUGAGAAAAUACACCUAGGAAGCAUAAUAGGGACUGUUCUUAUAAUCUUUGGACUCUACACUGUACUGUGGGGUAAAAGCAAAGACCGAAAAAGCUCAAACACAGAGGAAGGUGGUAAAGACAUACAGUUGCCAAUCUCGGACAGUGGUAAAUCAAUCAACUUGGAAGAUAGUACCGAUGGAGCUGCUAGGAUUUUGAAGAUCCCAGCUGAGAAUACUGGAGAAGCAUGAGAGAACAUGUAACAAGUAAUUUUUUAUAUUUGCAUUUUGCAGUGGAGAUUUUUAAGCUGUAAAGUGAUUUAUAUUAUAUUAUAUAUAUGUAUGUACGUAUGUAAUGGUUUCAGCCUGAUCUCUCCCACUAUGGGAGUGUUUUCGUUUAAGAAUAAACAAUGGACGGGAUUUUAGCCUGUUAAAA
This is a messenger RNA of Gossypium raimondii (Peruvian cotton), 1426 nucleotides long. Its product is annotated as WAT1-related protein At1g21890. NCBI's taxonomy places the organism in Eukaryota, Viridiplantae, Streptophyta, Magnoliopsida, Malvales, Malvaceae. Gene Ontology annotation, cellular component: plasma membrane. Bases 109 to 1242 code for a protein of 377 amino acids. Gene Ontology annotation, molecular function: transmembrane transporter activity. The transcript is spliced from 7 exons. The record is from RefSeq and is a predicted model, not a curated record.